AUGGCUUUCUCCAUUUCCACCACCGAUUAUCUUUCUAACCUUGCUAAUCCUCUGUUUCUCCAUCCCGGUGAGAACCCAGCUCUUGUUCUUGUCACUCCUCUCCUUUCUGACAACAACUAUCAACAAUGGCAGCAUGAUAUGCUCGUUGCUCUUGAAACCAAGAAUAAAGAAAAAUUUGUUCUUGGUAUUGUUUCUUGCCCUCCUGCUGAUGAUGUCCUUCACCAAGCCUGGAAACACUGCAACAAGAUGGUGAUUUCCUGGUUGACGCGAUCCAUGACGCUUCCCAUAAAACAAUACGUUAUGUGGAUGGAAUCUGCCUACGAAAUUUGGACUGAUCUCCUUCAACGUUUUUCUCAUGGUGAUAAGUUUCGUAUUGCUGAUCUUCAAGAAGCUCUUCACUCUUGCAAACAAGGUGAUUCCACUAUUCAACAAGAGCGUAGUGAUGAUUAUGUAAUCAAGUUUCUACGUGGGUUAAACGAUGAAUUCUCUUCUGUACGUUCUCAAAUCAUGCUAAUGGAACCCAUGCUGACUCUUACCAAAACUUUUUCUUUGAUUCUUCAACAAGAACGCGAAUUUCACAAUUCUUCCUCACAAAUUCCACAAGAUUCCAUGGCCAAUUUCAAUUCUCACGAUCCUCAGUACAAGCCUUAUAAGACCGAUCGUCCUGGUGUUUCUUCUAGUCGUGGACGCGGACGCAUUCCUAAAUAUGGUGGUCGUUCCAAAUACUGCGAUCAUUGCAAACGAACCAAUCAUACUUCUGAUAAUUGCUGGAUCAAAUAUGGUCUUCCUCAAGGUUAUAAACCCAUCAUCAAACCUAAUUUUGCCAUCUCCAAUCCUUCUGCCAACCUGACUGAUGGUGUUUCACACACCUCCAUUGAUUCUUCCGCUGAUAAAACUCAAAUUCCUUCCACAUUUUCUCAAGAUCAGUAUGACGCCAUUCUUGGUUUAUUGAAAUAG
Molecule: messenger RNA, 957 nt
Organism: Vigna angularis (adzuki bean)
Lineage: Eukaryota; Viridiplantae; Streptophyta; Magnoliopsida; Fabales; Fabaceae
Exons: 2
Coding region: 1-957 (318 amino acids)
Source: RefSeq, a predicted model, not a curated record